Olea europaea var. sylvestris is the source of this 819-nucleotide messenger RNA. RefSeq lists its product as uncharacterized. Bases 1 to 819 code for a protein of 272 amino acids. The transcript is spliced from 3 exons. The record is from RefSeq and is a predicted model, not a curated record. NCBI's taxonomy places the organism in Eukaryota, Viridiplantae, Streptophyta, Magnoliopsida, Lamiales, Oleaceae.
AUGCCUAGCUAUGCAGAAUUCUUAAAGGACAUACUAUCAAAUAAAUGCAAGCUAGGGGAUCACGAGACAGUGAUGCUAAUAGAGGAGUGCAGUACUAACAGAGGAGUGCAGCGCCAAAAUUCAGAAAAAGCUCCUACCGAAAUUGAAAGUUCCAGAAAGAAACUUAGCUUAGGAGAGGCUAAAGCAACUACAGUGACACUGCAACUAGCUGAUCAAUCAUUGGCACAUCCUAGGGGAAUAAUAGAUGACGUGCUUUUCAAAGUUGAAAAAUUCAUAUUCCCUGCAGAUUUCCUAAUCUUAGACACGAAAGAAGAUAAGGACAUCCCAUUGAUAAUUGGUAAACCGUUCUUGGCAAUAGGGAAAGCUUUGAUCAAUGUUCAGAAUGGGCAGUUGAUUUCGAGACUGGGAGAAGAGCAGAUCUCGUUUAAUAUCUUAAAGUCAACGCAGUCUGAUUCUGUGGAGACGGAAACAUGUGUAAGAUUUUUGGAUACUAACCCAUCGUAUACAAGCAGAAGGCAUUUUGAAGAGCAUGGGAUAGGACCCACAAAACCACUACCAUUCAUUCAGCAGCUGCUGAAAUUAGAACUUAAGCAACUACUACCACACAUUAGAUAUGCAUACUUGGGAAAGUCUUAUACACUCUUGGUUAUCAUCUCAAACAUAGUCAGUGAAGUAGAAGAGGAGAAACUGCUUCGGGCGCUAAGGGAAACUAAAAUAGCAAUAAGAUGGACUAUAGCAGAUAUAAAAGGGAUCAGUCCUUCACUUUGCAUGCAUAAGAUUCUUAUGGAGGAAAAUUUUCGGCCAACAAUAGAGAGUUAA